Spodoptera frugiperda (fall armyworm) is the source of this 11818-nucleotide messenger RNA. RefSeq lists its product as uncharacterized. The coding region runs from base 460 to 3936 and encodes 1158 amino acids. Gene Ontology annotation, cellular component: MSL complex. Lineage: Eukaryota; Metazoa; Arthropoda; Insecta; Lepidoptera; Noctuidae. The record is from RefSeq and is a predicted model, not a curated record. The transcript has 11 exons.
AAAAAAAACAAAUAAUGUCUACGGUUGACGCCUUGACGCUUGAUGAUUUUUUUCAAUUUUUAUUCAAUUUACUCUAAGAUUUUGUCGUAUACGCGUGAUUUAAUUAGAUUUCAACAAGUAAUACAUAAAAUAUUUACAAAUGAUUUUGAUUCGGACGUAUUUGGGUUUGAGCGAACAAGGACGGAAUACUUACAUGGAUAUAAUGCCCGUUUUAUCAUUCUGCAUGUGCGUGAAAGAAAUGUCAGUUUAAAGAAUGGUAAAAUACGUAAUUUGUUGCUGUGUUAAAAUGUAAUGCACCUGAACAUAUGUGAAUAAUACUUUUGCUAUGUGAUAGUGUGUGUGAUAAAACAGAUGAUCAAUUCCGUUGUAAUGAAACGAACAAAAAUAUAGUGUUGGGUAGCUAGUUUUUGACAGCCGGCAGGCUCGUCGUAAGUGACUUACGAUUGGCCCCCUAUAAAAAUGAACAGUCGUGGUAGUGUAAAUGAAUCGAAUUUGGUGAAUCUCUCAGGGGAUCUGUUGAAUCCAUUGGAUACGAAGGAGUCGUUAGCGCUGAGUUUUCCGUUUGAUCACAUAUACGCUUGUCACUCGGAGGAAUCAGAUCGCCGACAGGCGCAUCUUGACAAGGAAGUAGAAAUUGCCCUCCCUGAUGACAAGGAACCAGGGCCUCCUGGAGAACAAUCGCUUGAGGUCAGUAGACUCUCAGAGAGAUUAACUGCUGCUGAAAUUCAAAAUCAAAGAUUGAAAAGUUUGCUGGUCUAUCAUCUGGAUUUGAUACAACAACAAAAUGAUCUUAUAACCAAGAAAGAGAAACAAAAUACAGCUCUGCAAUUGGAAAAUGACUCUCUUAAAUCUAAGGUGACACGUAUGGACAGAAGGAUAACAGUGAGUCAAAGGCAUAAUGUUAAUCCUGCUCCUGUUUUAAAUCUGCCACCUCCCACAAGCGUGCCACCACCUACAAGCGCUCCGGCACUUACCAGUGCAGCACCACCAUCUCCGACCCUUGCAACUAUCAAAACUGAACCAGGAACUUCUGACAAUCAGUUGGUCUAUAAUAGUAUUACUGACUUUUUGGUGCCAGAAACUAGAAAGAGUCCAUAUCUUUUUAAUAAUGAUAUAACUAAAACAAAACCUUUGAUGCCAGACGCUUUUGAUUUGAAUAGACCUGCAGAAUCAGAUGUGCCCAACUACUUAACAGGGGACAUAGGCGUGCCCUCGAUUUUGGAGAAUACCGGGCUGCCGUGCGACAACUUCAACAUGAUUGAAAACAAGCAGUCCUACAUCAAAAAGGAAAUCAAGACUGAACCUCGACCGGAACCGUUGUACACCGUCACGUCAAACAGGUUCGGCAACACCGUGAUCCAGAAGAUACAGAGGAAUCGAAGGAGGACAUCCGGAGGUUUAGGUAGUCUAAGUCGAUUACCUAAAACGCCUGUUGUUAAAACCGAACCUCAAGAAAAUGUGUUUGAAGAUGACAAAGCUUUCGACCGAUCCUUCAGUGUUAAUAAAAAAUCGAAAAUGAUUAAUACAUAUAGCAAGUCUAAGAAUGCCAGUCUUCCAAAGAAAACACCUCACUACACCGGUUCCCUGUCAGAUCGGUUACAAUUGAUUGAUACGACACCUACUGGUGAAGACCCGUACCAACUAGGGGAGGCUGAUAUGAGAGAGCAAUCGCCGAUUCCGAAACUUAUGCUUCAAAAAACAAACCACGGUAGGCUGAAAAUAUGCUCGGAUCUUAUGGGGGAGAGCGCUAUUCCCUCUAGGCGAAUAUAUGAUGCGCCAGCGACGGAAACAAGUUCCAAAAUGCCAAAUAAAAUAAAACUUGAGAAAAGAUAUAAUUUACCAAACAUGAUCCCUUAUUCAUCUCCGCAAGCAACUACGCAUACGCUUACGCACGCGUCGCUAACGACUACAGAUACGGGGUCGAUGAUGUCCACCUACACGCACGUUCCUAAAUCGUCAGCCCAUACACCUAAGCAAACGGCUACUUCUAAGCAGACAACUCCUAAGCAAACAACCAGGCAGACUUCAGCGCACAGCGCUAAGCACUCGGCGGUAUCUACGAAUGCGGGCACUUACACGAACACGUACACGCAUACUACUAGAAAUUCGAGUACCCGUAGCCACACGACCCCAAACAAAGGCAGGGCGUCACAAAGGAGUUCUCAAUCUGGCUCUCGGAAAUCCACGCAAGCAGCAGCGAACAAACUUCUGAACGUGAGUGCGGUGAACACUGUGAGCACGGUCAACUCUGUGAACACAGUUAAUGCGGUGAGCACGGUUAACACGAUGAACACGAUGAACACGGUUAGCACGGUCAACACUGUUAACACUGUGAACACGGGGAAUACGGUGAACACAGUGAAUGCGGGGAAUACGGUGAACGCGGUGAAUACCGUUAACGCGCUGAAUACACCAAAGCCCGUCAUUAAAACCUCAUUAUCGACAACACUUAAUAAUCUGCAUACAGCGACACUUGCCGCUUUACACAUGGUACCCCUGGCGCUCACACAUACUCCCACGCAGGGUCACCAAUUGCAUGCUGCGAUAAUAUCUACACCGCUCAAACAAACUACUCUUAAAGAAAUUAAAAAAGAAUCUCAAGAUGCUGCGAUGUCGACGCCGAAGACAGCAAUUCUACAUCAACCGCUGAUAAUACAACAACCGGCGUUGGUAAAGCAAGCAGGGCUAGUGCAGCAACCGGGAAUAGUACAGCAGUCAGCGAUGGUACAACAACCCUCGCUACUACAGCAACCCUCGCUACUACAGCAAACGGGGAUGCUACAACAGCCGGCCAUAUUACAGCAAACUGCUAAUAUGCAGCAUUUAACGUUGGCACAACAAACAGCGUUAGCGCAACAAGCGGCGUUAGCGCAACAAGCGGCAUUAGCGCAACAACCUGGCUGCUCCAACAUGCAACAGGAUGGGGACGUAAAGAAAGAAUCAGCCUUGCGUGUGGACUGGUCUUUGUACAACAACCUUAAUUUGAGCAGUGACCCCACAACCGCUUUAACCGACUUCUAUACAGAGGACCCGGGCUCACCUUUACCACAGUUUGAUGUUGCCGAAUUUCGGCAAUUAAUGGAAAACGAAGCAGCGGCGGCUGCCGCAGUAGCUGCUUUAGAUAAAAUGGAUGCACUGGAUUAUGGCGCGAUCGAAAAAAAUGAAGCCGAUCAGGUCAAAAAAAGGGGAGCACGAACUGCAAGCCUCAUCGCUCCCGGUGUUCUUGAAGAGAAAGCUACGGAUAACCGUCGUGGUAUGGGCAGCAAACGUGGAAGGAAGCGUGCACUGUCUAGCGCUGGAUUAAUGAAAAAUGCAAAGCAAAAUUUAUCGAAAGCAGUCGGGCCCAAGCCAAAAAUGAUUAAGGGAAAAGCUGCGUGUCGCGGCAAGAAAUCUCCUCUGCCGGGAAUGACAACGGGCAAACCGUAUCACACUCUGGUGGGAGACCCGGACCUAUCGUGGUACCUCGGUCUGGACCCCGACGUUAAGCAGGAAGACAUCGAUCAGGGGGACUGCAAAGCCUCCACUGUAGAGGUACCGAGAUGGCGGGAAAAACCAUACUCCAGUUUGUAUAGUCUUGAAGGAACAGAAAACUUAGAUGAUAAGAUUUUCGAAAAGCGUCACCAAAAAUUAGAAGCCGAAGAAAGACGGCAACUAAGGUGGCAUAUGAGACGAAUCCGUGAGCAGCGACAUGUAGAGCGUCUUCGAAUGCGGCAGCGGGAUCCUUGGUAUAGCGGGCACUCUCACUACCAACCUUCAGUAUACACGAUCUGGCCGCAGCCUCAAAGGGAUGUGCGAAUGAUCGAAAUCACCGAUACCAUACCAGUUAUGGCUUUCGGGGAGGACCUGCCCGAUAUACCACCGGCUGACUUUAUGUUGCCGUGGGUGAGAACAUCAAAAGCUUUGAAGAGAUCUAAACGUUCGAAGACGCUACAUUGAUCGUCCAUGGACUGCGUACCACGCUCGGAUUUAGAUUCCCAGUUGGGCCACUCCAUGAUAGGUAUUUGAUGUGUAUUUUAACGUUCACCAAUCAGAACGGAUUUCUGCCAAAAGAUGGGUCUGAUUGGACUGUAAGUAGUAAGCCGGUAUGGCUCAUUCCAGAGUCGUGUUAACACCGUAUAGUGAAACCUACAAGAGCAUGAUUAAAAGGACAUUACUAAUUUUGGGAUGGCGUUGACACCUGUUGACGAUUGCUCUUGUGGUUGUUUCGACCGUAGGAUUUAAGAAUACUAUUGUCGUGUUAUAUGGUCAAUGGUCGCGGCUCGUACCGGCUCUUUAUAGGAAAGUUAGUUGACAACUAUACCUGAGUCGAUAAAUAAUUUCUCAGUCUAGUAUUAUUCAGUAUACUUAUACUGAAUAAUAAUAGAAAAUAUUUCAAGUCUCUUAACUGAAUAAAAAAGGAGUUUAAAUGUUUAGUUUUUGUUUGUUGAUCAACAAUAGAGUGAUAUAGAAAUUAAUGUUUUAGGAUCAAGCGUCAGACAUAGUUCUAGGCAUAAUAGUAAAAUCACAGAUUAUUUAUUUGUGUCUACGAUAAGUACUUACUUCGUAGGAACUAAAUUUUCAAGAAAUUUGAAGUUAGUAAUACAUUUUGUAGUGUAUUAUAAUUAUUAAAAUCAGUGGAAUGAAAUUAACAUAUGCCAGGUUUUGUAGUGGUUUCAAAGAUUAAAUUAUGAUGUUGGUCAUCUCGAUUAUAAUAGACUAGAUGGUAGUACAUGUUUUAAGUACCUAAACUGUAUUAGUCACUGUCUUAAAAUUGCUAUUCCGUGUGAAAUGAUAUGUUAAGCGAUUUCAAUUUAGAUAAAAACCUAUAUCAAUCAACCCUUAAAAAAGAGAUAGCAUCUCAGGUUAGUUCUUACAUGUGCACAUUUAUAAGAAAACAAAAAAUAAAAUUAAAAACAAUAUCAGUGUUUACAAUGUAAGGCACAUUAAAAUAGUAAUUCACACUGGUUUUUUAUAAUAGACUCCAAGUACUUAGAUCAAUAAUCAAUAAUAUUAAUAAAGUUAUGAUGCUAUACAUGGAAAUAUGAAAUAGAUCCUCAUGUACUUCCAUUUUUCGUAGUAUGUAGUACAGUACAGUACUAUCAAUAGCAAAAAAGCUUACGGACUUUACGGCAACCAGCCCUUGACUAAGUACACCACACGUAGGAAUCUUACGGCCAUACUCCAGAGUUAUUUAAUGAUUACUUAGCCCACUCCUUAGCAAUCGUUUUCAAUAUGGGUGCGGCAGUUAAAUUUUGUUUCAUAUACGAUUCAUAUUCGGAAAUCUUCGUAGGUACUAAAUAAAUAUUCAGUUGUCGUUUAACCAUUUUGACGCUGGGUUUCAAAUGAAACCCAAAGUAGAAUUCGUUAGAAACUAUCUGUCACAUACUUUUGUACCAUAGAUGUGAGUAUGGAAGUACUUGGGCCACGGUAUGAGGGGAUUACAGCAAGGUGCGGUAGUGUCCGGGUCCUAAGCUUAAUACUAAGAUACCAUUCAGAUGCGAUACAAUAAUACGGCUUUAAAUUGCCUGAUACAAAACAAACAAUGUAUUUUUGACGAUGACUCAUUGGUUUAAUUUAAUUUAAAGCUCUCUAUAGCUUUGUUUACGAGACAAAAUAGUGCAUUUUAUAUUUUACAACGUACUACUUUGCCACGCAAACUAAAUAGGGAUAUCGUUAAGUGUUUGUACCGGAUUUACGUUUUCUAUGUGAUGUGUGGGCACCACAAACCGUUGUGCAAUGCCGCCACAAAAGUUUAUAUAUUUUUGACAUUUUUUAUAUAGUUUUUGUUGUAAAUAUUUCAUUGAUUAUUAUUAUUGACAUUGUUGUAAAUAUCGAACAUAUAGGAUAUGUUCAAAUCAUCGUUUACUUUUGUACUAAUUACUUAAGUUUUACUUACAAGUCAAAACUUAAUUGUAACAUUUUCGCAAGUUAUUUAGUGAUCUAGUUUCCACCGGUACCUUGGUCUGGAAUGAAUGUAAGGCCGCUUCCGUAAGGAUGAAUGGUCCAUAAUUAAAUUGUUAAAGGAUACAUUUUUGACUGGGUAUUAUAUUUUCUUAUUUAUUGCACAGUAUAAUACAUACUUUCUUCCUUAAUAAUCGGUUUUAAGGUCAUCUCACUUCAAUUACUAAUAUAUUAUUAUUUAUUUUGAAUUCUACCUUUAUUUCAAAUUCCUUCUUUUUACUAUACAAAAUAUAUAUUACAAUCAUACUAUAUAAAUUAUUAAAUUAAGAUGGCUCAAAUUACAAAUUAAUAUUUCGGUAUGCCAGUUCACAUUUGAUUCUUUGUCGUACAUAAAAAAGAAAAUAAAAAAAAAAUACAAUAAUAUAAAUAAAAAGAAAAUACAAUUAUUUCCGUGAUUAUAAAGAAUAUAAAUGAGUAACAUAGCAGAACAGAUUUUCUUUUUUUUUUCUCUAUUAUUUGACAUACUUUACUACUUACUAUUUUCCCCGUAAUACAUUUACGGUUAUAUAUUUUUACAAGUACACUUCCAAUAAAUUACUAAAUGCAAUAUUUUCGCAUAAUAUAUUUUGUCAGAACGGGCAUCGUACUUCAAAAUGUGGGUAACUCCUGUAUGCUUUUACUAGUCGUAGAAUGGACAUAGCAUCAAAUGUUAUAAAGCUAUACAACUGUUCUACAUGAUGCAAUUAUGUUAGCUUUACAAUGAUCUAAACAGUACUUUGGAUUUGAGAGUAACACUUAUACUUAAAGUAACUGAGUGUUCGACCGUAGCUAGUUGUGUAUCUAAUAAAUGAAUUCUUGUUUUAUUCGUAACAGGUAUAUGAAGUACUGCGACGCAUUGUAAACCAGCGUUGUUGCUUCUACUAUUUGUAGAUUUUGUGUUAAACUAUAACCGCUGUAUCUAAAGUCUUCGUAUCCUAGAAACGUGGAUAGUUAUAAAAUUACUGCUCUUAUCGAGAAAUGUAAAUAAUGUUGUACCUAAUAUAAAGACACGCGGGAGAUAAAUGAAUGGAAAUCUGUGAUUAUUGAAGACUGCGCUGGGAAUAUAAGUAAGUCUCGUUACUUUCAUGUCGAUGGAAUGUAAUCGCAUUUAUAUAGUGGAACGGCUAAUUACUAAAGUACGGGAUUCGCGUAUUAAAUUAUGAAAUAAAUAUAUACGUGUACUGUAUGUAUGAACUUAGAACUUCUCUCGUCAUCUUUACUUAUUGUUUUUUUGCGUACCGUAAUGAAAUAGGGAGGUUUAGAUUAAAUUCAAUGAAAUUGUAGAUGGUUUCUUUCACCUAUGGUAGUUUAUAGAAACUACCAUGACGAAUAAUAAUAGUAUUCGUCAGGCAAAUUUCUUACGAUUACGAUUUGUUUGCUUAAAAUAAAUUCGUAAGUAAUAAUACGAUCUUGGCUAAGUCGUUGUUUAAUGUAUGUAAUUAGGUUCGUAAAUAUAAGUCAGUAGUAGGCUUCCUAAAACAGUUUCGUCUCUGUCUCCCAAUAAACAUUAUGAUAGAAAUUAUAGCUUAAAGGCAAAAUUCAAAAUAUGUGCCAAUAUUAGGUACUUAUUUAUUAAAAUCAACUUCUAAUAAAAUUUAUUGCUGGUAUUUCGAAUAAAAAUUCAUAUUAGCAGUACGGAAUAUUAACAGACUCCGUUCUUUAUUCUCCAUUAAAGAAUAUUUGAUUAAACUUAAAUUUAAUGUAUGUAAUUGUAAAAAAGGUAAAAGGUGUUGUACUAAUAUUAGCCACAAGCCGCUGAUAACAUUUAUAUUUGUAAUUUAACACUGUCUUUCUGUGUUCGAUCGUUCGGUAACUUUGAUAAUCAUGUGCAUUUUCUGAAAGAAAAUUAUUCUAUUAUAGUAAGUUUGAUCAAUAUUACUCUGUGUUCAGGAAGCGUUCGUUGACACCCUAUUGACGAUUUGUAAAACCAAAUUGGCUUUAUGUCAGGUUGAUGUAAAUAAUCUGUAACCCUGUGUAAAUAAGGGUAGAUGUACCUAAAGAUAAUAUUCGUGCAAGUUGCAAUUUGAAAUGUGUUGCGAACAGAACAAUAGACACGUGGGUACGGUAACACCCCUAAUUUUCUUCCUUUAUGAUAAUAAUUAUAGCGUAUAGGCUAUAUCCAUGUGUUCCGAGCAGUAAGCCCUCUGUAUACAAUAUAUUUAUAACCGCUUAGUAAUUAUCGUGUUCCAAAUGUCCAUGUACAGAUAAUUCUGCUAUUCUGUAACACGCUUUUUGCGCAUUGGUGUAAUUAUGUACCGUGUACUAUAGGAAUUCGGUCAUGUUCACCAAUGCAUUGCCCAUAGAGGUUGCUUCGCACAUUGUCCGUUUAUUUUCAAUCCUUUUAAGUUAUUUCAAAUCGUGAUAUUUAUUUCAUACAUUCCUUGCUUUAUCUCCAAAAUUUUGUCACACAAUUAACGUACCUGGAAAUUUUAGAUAAUUCAAUAGUUUAAUGUUUCUUAUAACUUGCUGUUUCCACGAAUAAAAAAACCUAUUCUUAAAAUUUUUGAAAAUAGAAUUACCAUAUUUAAAUCGUAGUUAUAUGUGUUUUUAAAGUUCUGAUAAUAGAGAGUAAUGGUAAUUUUAUUGUUCGUCUAUUUACUUAGAAUACCUGCAUUACAUUUAGAUGUGAUAUGUUUUAAGAAAUAUGCUCCCUCAUUUGGGAGAAGUGAGUCCCAGUGGCAUAAAAUAUAUGUAGUAAAUAAACAUACCUGUGGAUAGGUAGGGUAUAUGUUUUAGUCGUUUACAAUUUUCAAAAAAAUAUACACUUAUUAUAUGGAACCUUUUCAACAUGAAUGUACACGAGCCUAAAAAUGUGAGGAGCUUUUUAACGAGUAUCUUAGAUGAAGUAUUUGCGUGUUUAGGAUGUUUACAGAGGUUUUGGUUACCAUAGACGUGGGCACUGGGCAGUAGGUCCCAAUCUAGACCAUUAUAAUUUACCCAAUUAAUUACUAACAAACCUUGUUGUAUGUUAUUGUACCUAUCAUUAAUGAUAUUGGAAUUAAUUGCAAAAUACGUUCUAUGGCUAUACAAUAUGGAAUUAUCAUUAGUAAUAAAUAAUAAAAUAUAAUUAUACACGCCUUGAUGAUAAGACAACACCCAUCUAUAGUAACAUCUUCGUAUUUAUUAUUUAAAACCUCUGAAACGGUAAUUGCAAAGUCAGUUGUAGGAAUGUAAUAUGAUCUGUAACAUUAGCUAGAAAAAAGCAGUUUUAACAAUAGGAAGAUCUUGUGUCAUUAGUUGUAGAAAGGACCAAAAAAAUCGGUCGUUUAUUAAAAUAUUUAAACACUAUCUAAUCGAUCUACUUUCCAAAAGAUAAGAAUUUUUUUCAGAUUAGAUAAGGCAUAUUUAAUCAAUACGUGUUUGUAAUCUUUUGCAAUUUGAGACUUAUUCGAGUAAUGUUGAGGAGCAUAAUAAUAUAUCUAUGCACUUGAAGCAAGUCUCCUUCAAGUAAAAGCCAAAUAUAAAACGUUUAAGUAACAUUAUAUGAAUGAAGUUUUUUUUUUUCAUUUUUAUUUAUUGGGUAUAAAUUCUUUUUGUAAAUGAGCAAUUAAUUGUUAUGCUAUUAUGAAUCACCAUUAUAUAAUUAUAUUUUGAAAUCAUGAAGUGGUAUGUAAAUAUUUUGUGGGCGAUGUUAGUUAAAUAAAGUACGUCUAAAUUGCAUACUACGUAACUACACAUUUAUGUUAGAAAUAUCAGUUUUAGAUAACUGAUUUAACAAGCAUUCAUUGAACUGUUCUGUCAUCACAAUCAAAGUUAUUCUGAUCCUAUAGACUGUCUGACACGUAGAACAGGCGUGUAGGUCUCGUGGCCACAUCGGAGAUUUGCUCAUUUCAUGAAAUACUUGAGUAGUUUAUAAAAUGGUUAUAUUCCAUAAUGUAGGCAACUUAAUUUGACCCGAAAACUGAAUCGUCUACAUUUCAUACCGCUUUGUUCACCUUGUGUGGUAUCAUUUAAUUGGGUACCAAACUUAAAAAUCUAUCUAGUCUGUCAGUUAGUCAGUUAAAAAAAUAUUAACACUUAUUUUUUAUUUUGUCAUAUCAGGUUAGAAUACUAAAAUACGUGUAUUACCAUUUUAAAACAAUCUACCUGACGGACAAUCUACUUUAGAUACUACCCUAUUAUUCCAUGAAAUACUCAAGGAUUUAAUGAGGUAAGCAAAUCCACGAUAUGGUCGCGACACAAGAAUGUGUACUCAACAGAGCCAGACAACUACAUACGUCAGGUUUUCUCAUAAGCUGAUGCAGUGUCGGCAGAUAACUAAUGCUUUAAUAUAUGUUUUGUAGUACUGUUUAUUUGGAUGUCGCGCAUCGGAUGUAAUGUAAAAAUAUUUUUCGUUUCGAAUAUUUUUUGUUUGUUAUUAUAUUAGUACGGUAAAAUAAUUAAUAGGAAUCUUUAAUAUUAUUUUUGUAUUCGCACGUGUAAAUGUUAUUUGAUUGUAAAUAAUCAUGCUUAUGUUGAAUGAUCUUUCUUUGAGACCGAGUUGGUCUUCAUUAUUUAAGCCAUGUAAUUAAAUGUUAGCGUUUUUAAUUAUUUUUAAGUGUCGGGAACUUAAUAUUAUUAUCUUGAGUUAGAGUAUUUAUGUCAGCGAUGUCCUGUUAGCAUUUUACGUUGAAAGCCACAAGUAAACAUUAUGUUAACUUUAUUUUUUGUUCAUAGUCAUUCAUUUCAUAUUAUUUAAGUAAAUAUAAUCAAUUUUACAUAGGAAGGGCAUUGUGAUGUUUGGUGUUACUUAAAGAUAUAGUGGUGAUUAAAUGUCCUUUUAAAGUAUCGAUAGAAUAUCUAAACAAUAUAAUCCAUAGUAUCAGGACAAAUUGGUUAUGGUCACAGAAUAAAAAUAAAUUUGUUACUUUUUCAAAAUUAUUAAUUAAAAAAACUACAAACAAAAAUAACAACAACAACAGUGUAUUAGAUAAUACUAAGUGCCACCGUACCCUUCCUAUGUGGAAUGAACUAUUGCUGUUCUUUGUGAAAACAAUAGGGACGGCUAGGUGAAGGAGAGAAUAACGCUAGGAUGGUAAGAUGCCCGGGCGUUUUAGUCCGAAUUAUCUCCAUUAUUAGUUAUUUAAUUUAAUAUUAUAGUUUCGAUUAUUUUAUUUUUAAAAUUGCGAGUACUUUGUCAUAAUGGUCGUUAGUUAGCAUUCGAGUUACUUGUGGCUGUGUGGUGGACGGACUUACGUUAAGUUUAAGUAUUAUAUAGAUUACAUUGUUGUUGAAGAGUAAGCUUAUUAUUAUAAUUUCUUAAACAAUAGCUGUUAAUGUGUAGCGUUGCAGUGCAGUUAAAUUGUUCCACUCGAGUAUAGACACAGUGUUACGAAGUAAUUGUUAAACGUUUCGAUUAGAUCCGAUACUUACUGCACUCACCACUUGGCAUAAAAAUAAUAAGAUCUCAUUAAUCGUUAAUUAAUAAUUUGGAAUUUAACUGUUCUUUAGAUAUUAUGGAAGUAAAGUCGGGUACACUUGGCAUAAAGUGUAGGUACAAAAUGUUCUGAUUGAAAUAGCAGCAUUGUACCGACUAUAAACAAUAGGAAAUUGCAUAUCAAUUUAGAGAAAUGUAACAUCGGCGACUUCAAUAACUUUUGUCUGAAUAAUACCUUACUUUGUGUUUGUAAACUGUAGUUGUACACUAGUUUGUUUGUUUUUGAUUAUUCAACAAAAAAUGUGAAUUAAUCUGCUGUGUAGAUACUAUUAUAACGUGGCAUUUAUUAAAUAAUCUUUAAAUAUAUGUUUCAGUGUACAAGUUAGUAGUGUAUAUAACACACUAUUAAAAUUAGGUAGCUUAAAUAUUUAUCUUCCCAUAUAUUUAAGGCUCCUAACUUCGGUUUAAUUACGAAUUCAUGUGAUACUUCAGACUAAGUUGUAUAAGUACAUGGAAAUAAAGGAACUUUGUCUUUAGAAUUGA